CAGGUGCGGGGAACAGCCGUCCAGAGUGGCCGCACCACCCCAACACUUGCAUGUGCAGUUUCACUAGAGUUUUAAAAAUAAAGAUCUGGCCUGAAUGAAGAAAAAAAAUAUUUAUUAAGUAUCUUAUUCAGUAUCUUCCAGGGGCUGGUUGCUUUUUAAAGGGAGCGGUCUUACUCCUGGUGUGUUGGGAGCCCAGGGCCUCCUCUUAGAGCUGUCUCACACCCUCAGCUCCUUGAGCCACAGCUGGGACACCUUGGGGUGGGGUGCUCUCCUAGCCUCAUGCCCCCAUCUCUGUUGGCUGACACCGGACCUGACUUCUAAGUGGGGGCGGGAGUGCUCAUGGGCAGCCAUCCUUCCUCCUCUUAGCUAGUCCAGAGUCCUGCAUCCCAGCUCACCGGGAGGGUUGGCCUGCUGUGAGCUUCUAGGAACUACUUCCUGGAGCCUUUCCUGCUGUCGCGAUGCCAUCCGGCUCUGUCUCUCCGAGUACUCUGUGUCCCUGCAGGUUAUUUACUGCAGCCUAGGAGGAGAUUCCCCCUAAAGGACUCAAAGCGUCUGAUGCAGUGGUUGAAGGCUGUUCAGAGGGAUAACUGGACCCCCACUAAGUAUUCUUUCCUCUGCAGUGAGCACUUCACCAAAGACAGCUUCUCCAAGAGACUGGAGGACCAGCACCGCCUGCUCAAGCCCACGGCUGUGCCGUCCAUCUUCCACCUGGCGGAGAAGAAAAGGGGGGCUGGAGGCCAUGGCCGCCCCCGGAGAAGGGACACCGGGAAGGCCUCGGCGGGUCUAAGGGCACAGGCGAGUGACACCGCGGACGGGAAGGCAGCUGCAGGGUCACCGUCGUCCUCAAGUGCAAACCCAAUGGCCAAGCCGGAGCCCCGCAAGCUGAAGCGGGCCCUGCCGCAGGGCCGAAGCGCGACCAGGGCCUCCCGGGAGGCUGCUGGUCAGGAGCGGGUGCGGCAGCCUCCGGGUGGACAUGCGGAGGGCGGUCCGGCCUCCGUGGCCACCUCCAGCAGCCAGGGAGAAGCCAGCACAGGGGCUGUGGAUGCUGGUGACGAGGGUGCCACCCCCGCCGACAGGUGGGACAGGAGCGGAGUUUCCGCGGAUGACUUCACGCCCCCGGGCUCCGGGGCCUGCAAGUUCAUCGGCUCGCUUCACUCCUAUAGCUUCUCCUCCAAGCACGCCCGAGAGAGGCCGGCCAUCCCCCGGGAGCCUGUGGAGCGGAAGCGGCCGAGGAGAGACGCCGAGCCCGGCUGUAGCGGGAGCAGCCCCGGGCCCGAGAAGGGGCCAGCGCAGAGCCCUCCACGCGCCUGCCCCUCGGCGAGCUCCUCGCUCACCGCCACGCCACAGAAGCCGGCCCAGGGUGCCUCGGCGCCUCCCACCGACGUGACCCCAAAGCCUGCAGCCGAGGCCGUCCAGAGUGAGCACAGCGACGCCAGCCCCAUGUCCAUCAACGAGGUCAUCCUGUCGGCGUCAGGCGCCUGCAAGCUUAUCGACUCGCUGCACUCCUACUGCUUCUCCUCCCGCCAGAGCAAGAGCCAGGUGUGCUGCCUACGGGAGCAGGUGGAGAAGAAGAACGGCGAGCUGCGGACCCUGCGCCAGAGGGUCAGCCGCUCGGACAGCCAGGUGCGCGAGCUGCGCCAGAAGCUGGACCAGCUGCGGAGGCUGAGCCUCCCUCACCUGAGCAGCCUGCUGCCCCCUGGCCGCGAGCCCCCUAGGAUGAGCCCCGUGGUAGAGCCGCUGUCCUGGAUGCUGGGCACCUGGCUGUCAGAGCCGCCGGGAGCCGGGACCUUCCCGACGCUGCAGCCCUUCCGGUACCUGGAGGAGGCGCACAUCUCGCACGUGGGCCAGCCCAUGCUCAACUUCUCGUUCAGCGCCUUCCACCCGGACACGCACAAACCCAUGCACAGGGAGUGCGGCUUCAUCCGCCUGGAGCCCGAUACCAACAAGGUGGCCUUCGUCAGCGCCCAGAACACAGGCAUUGUGGAGGUAGAGGAAGGCGAGGUGAACGGGCAGGAGCUAUGCAUUGCGUCCCACUCCAUUGCCAGGAUCUCCUUUGCCAAGGAGCCCCACGUGGAGCAGAUUACCCGAAAAUUCAGGCUGAAUUCCGAAGGCAAACUUGAACAGACAGUCUCCAUGGCAACCACUACGCAGCCCAUGACUCAACAUCUGCACGUCACGUACAAGAAGGUGACCCCGUGACCCCAGGUGGCGCUGCCUGCAUGGGGACACUGCACCACAGGUGUGGGUGUGGCCACAGGUCGGUCACCCUGGGCUCAAGGGUGUGGCCACGUCUCUUGUAAUGGCAUAGAGAAACCAAAUAAAAGGCCUUUAUUUUUAUGGGUGAGCAUUUUCGA
Messenger RNA from Odocoileus virginianus texanus, 2354 nucleotides. The record is from RefSeq and is a predicted model, not a curated record. NCBI's taxonomy places the organism in Eukaryota, Metazoa, Chordata, Mammalia, Artiodactyla, Cervidae.